This is a messenger RNA of Colletotrichum fioriniae, 675 nucleotides long. Lineage: Eukaryota; Fungi; Ascomycota; Sordariomycetes; Glomerellales; Glomerellaceae. The record is from RefSeq and is a predicted model, not a curated record.
AUGGCGGAAGAGAUCAACUUUUGCAUUGGCGUCUGGAAGCUAUGCAAGCAGUACAACAUCCUCUUCAUCGCAGACGAAGUUCGAAUGGGUUCUUGCAAAACUGGCAGGUUCUUGAGCUCUGACUGGAUGGGACCCGAGCACAAACCAGACAUGGUGACCAUGGGCAAGUCCAUCUCCGGAGGUGUCUGGCCAACCUCAUUUGUGCUUGGCCCCGAUGAAGUCAUGAAUAAAAUGAAGCCAUACCACUCAGUCAGCACAUUCUCAAUGUCUUCAAUGGCCGUCACAGGUGUGACCACCGCAUUGGAUAUCUACGAGGAGGAGAACCUACAGCAGCGAGCCCAAGACAUCCAUGCCAAAUGGAGCGCGGAAACAUCGACGUGGAACUUCCCCUGGCUGCGAUAUUGUCCCGCUUUCGGCGCAGACUUGAAUAUUUUGCUGGACACAGAGUACGAAAGUAGAUCGGAGAACAUUACUCCCCGCCGGUUUUCAUUGCUGUGCGCUAGCAAAGGCCUACUCGUCUUUCCUGGCCCCAAUGGUCGCAUUCGUUUGGGAGUCGCCUUAACCAUUCCUGAUGAAGAUCUCUUCCAAGGUUUCAAGAUUCUAAAGGAGGCAUUGAAAGAGUUGCCACAAUACGGCGAGAUUGAAGGUUCCGAAGAAACCAAGGGUGCAUUUUGA